Amphimedon queenslandica is the source of this 2343-nucleotide messenger RNA. RefSeq lists its product as uncharacterized. Gene Ontology annotation, biological process: cell-cell junction organization; signal transduction; protein localization to cell-cell junction. Bases 175 to 2250 code for a protein of 691 amino acids. Gene Ontology annotation, cellular component: bicellular tight junction; plasma membrane. The record is from RefSeq and is a predicted model, not a curated record. Gene Ontology annotation, molecular function: cell adhesion molecule binding. Lineage: Eukaryota; Metazoa; Porifera; Demospongiae; Haplosclerida; Niphatidae. The transcript has 12 exons.
AAAAAGAUCCAGGUAUUUUAGCAAUAAUUAUUUAUUGGUGCAUUUUGCAAUCUCCUCCCCUAUUCUAUCUAAAGACACGCCUUCAGUCGUAAACGGCUUCACCAAUCACCAUUGUCUGAGAGCGGAACACUUUGAGCAAUCUGCACCUCUAAUAUCUAUGCUGCACCUCUAAUCAUGGCCGAGCUAAUAGGAAACGAUGAUGAUAUAAGUAAAGUGCUUGAAGGGAUGAAUGUCAAGCAAGAUUGUCUAUUGAGUAGAUGCGAAGACAGCUUUUUUCUGAUGUUGACACAGAAUGUUGCCCAAUACGAUGUCUUAGGACCUUAUUUUGGGAUGAGUCAGACCGAUCUGAUUCAAAUCAAGCGAGAUAACGACACAGAAGGCACUCGAAUGAUGGCAAUGCUCUGGAAAUGGAGAACUAGAAAUGGAAGCAAAGCAACCUAUAGCUCAUUGAUAUCAAACUUUCUUCAAAUGAACAACCGUGAGAUUGUAGAAUUAGUAGUAAAGCAUCUUCAAGAGGAGAAUAAAGUAAAGGAAAUGUCUUCUGUGGCUGUUCCAUCUUUUACACCCGAAAACUCACCUGGAAAGUACCUCAACUGGUCAGAAAUGAGCGACAACGAAAAGGAGAGAGUGCGUAAUGAUUUGAUUGAUCGUAGCAAUAAAGUCAGACUCUCUUUUGCUUCUCUGCUUGUGAAGAUCGUUCAGUCUUUUAAAAGGAGUCAAGUCAGUGUGGAAGAGCUUAAGCUGUAUCUCUGUCAACUGCCUCAUCUUGACAGUGAUCCCAGUUCACUUGAGCGCUUAGAGCAAGCAGAUGAUAUCGCUAAGAUAUUUCGCAUUCUUAGUAAGCAUUAUUCCUGGUACAACCACGAGCUUCUUGGAGAGGUCGUUGAUACAUUCGGUACAGAAGAAGACCAAGCUCUUAUUUCAAAAUACAAUCAAGACAAGCUGCUUCCUUAUUUGGAAUGUUCAAUAUUUGAAAUACCUCCUUGUUUAUUUGAUUCUAGCUGUAAUUUCCGACAGCAGCUUUGUUUAAAGUUGCCUGACAGCAUAAUGCCAUCUGGCUCUGAUGUCAAACUUUUACAAGAGAAGCUGGCUAAGCGGUUAGACCUCCCUGUGUCUUGUCUUCAACUCACAAGUUAUACUGCUGGAUGUGUUGAGCUCUACUUUGCACUAUACCGAGACGUUUAUGUCAAAGACUUGGAAUCUAUAGCUGUGUAUGAUACCAUUAGAAAAGCAUACUUUGUUAGUGUCGAUGUUAUUGAUAUUUUGUUUAGCAAGGAAGCACCACGGGAAUUGAAAAUUUUGAGGAAGCUAAUGUCACCCAAAGAGAGUACUUAUAAUGAGGAGCAAAAAACUGAGGAGCUAAUUCCACCAAAUUCUCCAGGCUAUGCUGAUGGUGGUAUUGGUGGUGAUGGGAAUGGGAUGGAACAGCUUCUAAUGCUAAAAGUCCCUGAAAACACUCAAAAGAAAGACAGUACUUGCAGCUAUGAUUCAGCUGUAGAACUGGAGGACACAAUUUACCAAAGGCGAGAAACUCUUCCAUUUUUAUUAGGAAGAAGGCAGCUAGAUCAGAGGCAAGUAUCACAUAAACUUAGUGAACACACUAAGACACUGGCAAACAAAUUAACAAAAGUCCAAGAAUUUCAUUCUGAAAAGAAGGUAACAUUGCGUGGAUCGCCGAAUCAAAGAUUAUUCACUGUGAUUGGUGGUAGAAAUGUUGGCAUAUUUGUCUCAUCAGCUCCUCCCUGUGAUGCACAAAUAAUGAAUGGUGAUCAAAUAUUGGAUAUAAAUGGACAUACCACAUAUGGCAUGUCUCUUUAUGAUGCAACUAGUAUAAUAGAAAGAAGCAACACUGAAGACAUCAAGCUUACACUAAUAGAGAAUAAAUCAAAGUAUCUUGUGGCAUUGGGCCACCUUGAAGCUGAUUCAUUCUACAUAAAAAGCAUGGUCAAUCAUGAGCCAUCAACUAAAGAUGAUGCUAGACUACAAACUGGGACUAUUCUCAGAGUCAUUAAUACUUACCUUUUUGCUAAUCACUGGCUUGCAUGGAUGGUGGAUGAAAGGACAGGAUUAGAAUUUGAUUUGAAACGGAUACCGUCUCCAUAUAUUGCAAAGCUUUUAUUUGGUAGUGAGGUUUAUGUCGUGGUUGACAAAUCAAGCUUAUCUUUCAAAGGCCGCACACUGUCAGCCAGCUUUAGUGAAGAUCAACCUGUUCCUAAAGUAAAAAUUGAAGAAAUGGAAAGUACUUUAUGAGACUAUGACUAUAAUUGGUUAUUUUUUAUUCAUGUUGUAUAAUCAGUGCAGUUAACAUUAUUCAUGAGCACUGUCAUAGUUAUUAAAUUGAAA